AUGACCUCUGGACCUAGAACUCGGAGUAGAAGUUGUCAGAGGCCACCUCAAUCAUUGGAAUCUGUUUACAGCCUUGCGGAAAACGCAGUUACAUUCUUUCAGAAAGCUUUUGAUGAAAUUGAAGAGCAGUUUCGCAGUCUAAAAUUUGUCAAGCCAGAGUCCCUGAAAAGAGUUUGGACCAAAGUUGCUGUCUCAAGAAGGGGAACAAAUCUAGCUACCCUUACGGAAAGCCAGUGCAAAAACCUAGCAGAUGAAAUCGGUGGCGAGUCAGGUGGUGCCAGCUACGUCGAUAAAGUCAAAAAGCUCCAGGAGCUCGCGAUACUGUCACGAGACGUGAGCUCUCUUUUCAGCCGACUAGACAAAAAACUGGCAGUAGUGCUAACUGAGGGACUCUGUGUUUACUGUGUUAGCCUCAUUGAGCUCACACAGGAAGCAAAUAAGGAUGUGCAAGAAUACGAAGAUUUUAUCGACGAUCAGAACAAAGAAUUUGUCCGGCGGGUGACAGAGCUAAAACAAGGUCAGCAAAGAUGGACUAACUACACCCGAGACAUGAGCUCAACGGUAAGAAAUUUCGAGAAACUAGAAGGCAUCUUUCUGGAGGCUCGCACAGCCUGGGAUGUCAUCACCUCCUGCAUUGACGAACGCAUUGGCAGAGAUAAGUCCUAUCCAGGAAAACUGAGCCACCUAAUACACCAGGCUAAGGAAGAGAUUGAGGAUCUGAAACAAGAGUACCUCCUGAUUGGCGAGAAUGAGCAACACGCAGCCUCCCAGCAACGACAGAGACUGCUGCAGUUGGAGAAGUGCAAACGUCAUCGGGCGCAACUGCGAACUAGUCUUGCACAAACCAAAAAGGCGCAUAAAUUCUGUUCUGACCGACUGAUAGCCCUCGAAAGAGACCUCAGUGGGGGCUUAGACGUCAAGCAGGCUGAAGACAAGGAAGACUCGAGUAGGAGUGACGAAAACGAGUGCGAGGAAGAAGAUGGGCAUACUGAAUCACAGGUGACCUCAGAGCAAAAUGAAAGUGACACCUCUAACUCUGGAAUCCGGCAGACAGAAACGGCAGUAGAGGAACGAAAUGCAACCACAAAGGCAAAAAAGAAAGUUGAUGAAAAACAACCAAAAGGGAAAGCAAAGACCAAGUCAGCGGAGGUCCGGAAGGAAGAGGCAAAUAGGGGAGACGAGGAAACACAGAAUGUGGACCUCAAAGAUGCAGACAUUCCUUCAAGGAAGGGGGAGACGUGGGAGAGGAACGACCCUCCGCAGACGAGCGCAGAAGGGAAACACUCAAACUACCGUCAAAGCGACGAAGAAUUUCCGAACGAGGUUGUCACCAGGGGAGAGGGAGGCAUGGAGAAGAGAGAGAAUCGACAGGUCAGCCGAGGCCGGCAGAGACGGAGUUCAGAAAAGGAGAGUGAGAUUAUUCAGUCGACUGGCAGACCACCCAUGGGCAAACGUAACCAAAAACGCGGCGCACAGCAGAAGGCAGGCGGCAGCAGCGGCAGUGAAAGUCAGCCGCAGAGAUCUAUUGAGAAGCAGAAAAAACAACAGGUCGAGUGCUACAGGCGGCGUACAGAAAACAUGCAGAAGGAGCAAGACCAACUACGUGAGGCAUUGGCUAAAGUGGAGAGACGUAUAUCAGAGUUGCAGAAAGAGGUAGAGGACGCGCAUUACGAGGGCAACUUCAACGAUGGGCGAAGGGCUGAGAUUCAGGCAGAGAUCAGUCGAUUGGAAAUGCAAAUAAUCGAUUGUCGAUCAAUACUGCAUCGUCGAGGCCGUGGACAGACGCUCAUGGAACUGCAGAAAACCGGAAGAGCCAAAGUGAAUCAAAAAAGUGAGUAG
Spirometra erinaceieuropaei is the source of this 1839-nucleotide messenger RNA. NCBI's taxonomy places the organism in Eukaryota, Metazoa, Platyhelminthes, Cestoda, Diphyllobothriidea, Diphyllobothriidae. The record is from the annotation of a GenBank genome assembly.